Messenger RNA from Diuraphis noxia (Russian wheat aphid), 3003 nucleotides. Its product is annotated as apoptotic chromatin condensation inducer acinus. The record is from RefSeq and is a predicted model, not a curated record. Gene Ontology annotation, biological process: RNA splicing. Gene Ontology annotation, cellular component: ASAP complex; precatalytic spliceosome. NCBI's taxonomy places the organism in Eukaryota, Metazoa, Arthropoda, Insecta, Hemiptera, Aphididae. Gene Ontology annotation, molecular function: RNA binding.
UGCGAAUAAUAAAAAAAAAAAAAAAAAUGGAGAAAGUUGAUGUCGAUGAAAUGUGUUUGUGUUGAUAAACGAUUAAAAUGGCCGCCGUUUCGUUUCGAGUACAACAAAAAUUUGGUGCUUAUUGAUUCGUUUUUUUAAUUUCCAAAACAAAAAUUACGUUAAGUCUUCGUAUAAAUGGAUCGACGUGUAGAAAAACCUUUUUGUAAGUUUUGCACUGUAAAAUAAAGUAGGUGAAUUUAUCGCUAUGCUGUAGUAAGUACUGCCAGUGAUUUUUUAAUUUGAAAAUAUAUGUUGUGAAUAUUUAUAAUGUCCCCUGUGCUCGUGGGUAUAUGAUAGUGAACCUUGCGAAAAAUAUAUAAUAAUAAAAUCAUAAAAUGAGCAAAAGAACUGGUCGUAAGCCGAAACGUGAACGUACGUCAAGGCGUCGUACUAGGCGCCAUUCGUCUACAUCUGAAACAUCAUCAGAAGAUGUGCCACCACCACCUAAAGUUGGCAAAACCCGAGCUUCUAGCAGAGUUGAAGAGGGCGAAAGGAAAGUUGCAUUAACAAUAAAACUACCUAAGCCAGAAAGUAAUGAUUGCAGUGAAGAGAAUACCACUGGUAUGUGGAAGGUUGAGUGUUCCAAUGGAUCAGAUGGCGACAUUCAAAAGUUAAAAAUUAGUUUGAGGCGUUCGCCUAAAGAUUUACUAAGAGAGCAGGCUGCGGAAGCUAAAUAUUCAGCCGAAAGAAAAGAAAAAGAAGCUGCAGGCACUUCAACAAAUCCGUCUAUGUUGGAUGGUAGCGUUACAAAUUAUUUAGAACAGUUUUGUAGCACUGUUGCUGUUGAAGAAAGUGAACAAAACAUAGUUGAUUCUAGUGAACAAGUGCAAGUUGWUGCCCCUUCCAAUGAACUAUCAUGCAAUCAAGAAAAUAUUGGUGAUGACCAAAUAGACAAUGUUGAAGUAUCAUCUGAAUUCAUAACUCCUGAUGAACCUAUUGUAGAAAAUAUCUCUACUGAUGAGCAACUUAUUGAUGCAGUAGUCAGUGAAAUUAAAGUUGAAGAAAAAAAAAUUCAUGAAGACGUUUUAGAACCUGCUGCUGUUAUAGUAGAAUCAACCAAUCCUACCAAUUUAUCAAUAGAUUUUAUAGACUCUACAGUCCGUCCAUCCAUUGAUGAAUGUGAUGUAUCAGAACCUGUUUUAAAAGAAAGUUGUGUAACUACUGGAGAAGUUAUUGAUAUUCCAAUAGCUUUAAGUGAAGAUAUUCAAGAUAUUGCACCAGAAUCUAUUGUAGGUGUAGUAAAUGAACCUGAAGUCUUAGAAACUGCAUCAAAUGUUGACAUAAAUAAAAUAGAUAAUAAUCCAAUACAAGAAGAGUUCAAUAAACCUGAUUAUAUUAAUGAUUCAGAACAAAUGGAAGAUGUUGUACAAUUAACUGUUGAAUCACCAGAUUUAGUUGACGAUGAAGAUCCUAAACCAACUGAAGAAGAAACUAAACUAGUUGGCGGAGAAGAACCUAAACAAGUUUAUGAAGAAGAAUCUAAUUCAGUCAAUGUGAAUGAAACUGAAUCAGACAAUGAAAUAGAACUUAAACCAGUGAAUGAAGAUGAAUCUAAACAAGUAGUCAGACAAGUAACUACACCCAUUGAAGAAUCUUAUAAAGUUCUAUCAUCAGAUAUAAAUAAUAUAAAACAAGUUGAUGAUGAAAAAGAAUUAAAUGAAACGCCAAAACUACUGUCUUCACACCCUAAACGUAAAUGGGGCUCUUGUAAAACAAGAACACCUAUAACGAUAAGUCCUUUUACUUUAGGUACUAUAAUAGAAUCUAAUGGGGAUUCUAUUGCUGAUAAUGGUGAGUAUCGAUCAGAAGAAGGAGAAAUACAAAGAACAGAUUCAGACGAUGAACAAGAUGUUGAAGAACCUAUGGAAAUGAAUGAUACUAUGUUAAUUGAUCACGAAGCAGUUGAUUAUGAAGCACCAGAAGAAGAAGAGAAACCUUUCAUAGAUAAUUAUGAUAAUAAAUCGGAUAAGUCUUUGGCAGAAGAAAUAAAUGAAUUGGAGACAAGGAAAAAAUCUUCUGUAAAGCGCAUCACAACUACCAGUGUAAUUCGUAUUACAAACCUUGUAAGGCCAUUCACAGUUGGGCAACUAAGAGAUUUGUUACAAAGAACGGGAAAGAUUGUACCUAAUGGAUUUUGGAUAGAUACAAUUAAAUCUCAAUGUAUUGUUGAGUAUGAAAAUGAAGAUCAAGCUAUUGAAACUGUAUAUGCACUCAAUGAUUCCCAAUGGCCUUCAACCAAUCCAAAAUUUUUGAGAGUCGUUUUUACAAGUAAAGAAGAAUUAAAUAAAGCCCUGAGUGGAACUCAUCCAGACCGAUUAGAUAAACAAAAAGAGUCUAAAGUAGAAAAACUUAGAACUCAAGUAGAAAAUCAUUUUAUUUUACGUGAAUGGGAUAGAGGUAAGUUGGAAGAUAUGAAUGGUGAAGAUGAAAAAGAUGAGAAACCUAUAAAAAGAAAAAUAUCUGACGAUCUUCAUGCUACAAAAGAUAAAAAAAUAAAGAAGGACGAAAAAGAUCUACUAGAUAAACGUAAGAAGUCAAAAUCCAAAACACCAGAUCGUAUUCCUACCAAAAGUUUAGAYGAGUUGUUUCGAAAAACCAAAACUACUCCAACCCUUUAUUGGUCUCCACUUUCUAUUGAACAGAUUGCAGAAAAAGAAGACCAACGGCGUAAACAUCUUGCAGAAAUAGAACGGUCUCAAAAGACUGACCGUAGGAGAAGAGAUAACCUUCAUUAUCCUAAGAGACGUUAGAAUUUGUGUUUAACAAGUAUUUUAUAUUUUAAAAAGAAUACCUACAUUUUAUAUAAAUCGGUAAAACCAUUGAGUUUUGUCACCAUGUACCAGAGGGUUAACUCAUUACACAUAGUAAAAACUGCAUAAUUAUUGUAGGCUAAUUUUUUCAUAUAAUGUACUUUUUUUUUUUAGGGAUCACAAUCCACAAACUGUUUUUAUGAUAUUUUGAUUA